Dufourea novaeangliae is the source of this 1605-nucleotide messenger RNA. Its product is annotated as Golgi resident protein GCP60. The transcript is spliced from 4 exons. Gene Ontology annotation, molecular function: fatty-acyl-CoA binding. NCBI's taxonomy places the organism in Eukaryota, Metazoa, Arthropoda, Insecta, Hymenoptera, Halictidae. Gene Ontology annotation, cellular component: Golgi membrane. The coding region runs from base 196 to 1593 and encodes 465 amino acids. The record is from RefSeq and is a predicted model, not a curated record.
UCUUACUAGACCAAUAGACGGACUUAGACCAUUAACACAUGUACACAUGCUACUAUAAAAGGAGUCACGCGAAAGAAUACAUUCUUUCUAGUAUAGCUUCAUCUUCACAGUAAUUUUGGAAAUGUUUCAAUUACUUGAUGGACGAAGGUUAAGGCAUUUGUAGCGGCAGUAAUUGACGUGUCAGUGCAAUUGCAAAUGGCGGGCACCAAUGGUGACAUUUCCUCAGUGGAGAGGAAAAUCGAAAAAUUAGGAAUAUCUGCGAGUGAAUCAACAAAAAAUGAGGAUGAUACAGAAAGAGAGAAAUGGGCCGAACGUCGUCUUUGGGGUUUUGAAACCAGAGAACUGUAUAAAAUGGCAGUUAAUUUCUACAAAGAAAAAGAAGGAAAAGCAGUUCACCUGUCUUAUGAAGAUAAAUUAAAAUUGGUUGCUUUUACACAACAAGUAACACAUGGAAAAUGCACAGCAGAGAAUGCACCGCCUUUAGGGGUAUUGGAUGUGAUAGGAAGAGAUAGACGUUUGGCAUGGCAGAAUUUGGGAGAUAUAUCCAAGGAGCAAGCUAUGGAGGGAUUUAUAGUUUUAUUAGACAAAUUAUGCCCUUUGUUUGGAACAGUUGUAGAAGCACAGAGAAGGGAUAUCGAAGAAAAAUUACGACUGAAAAAAGAAGAAGAGGCAAGAAAAUUGGAAGAGGAGAGAAGGUUAAAGGAGUUAGAUGAACAAAAAAAGAAAGAAGAAGAAGCUAGAUUAAAGGAAGAGUUACAGAGGAGACAAAUUCAAGAUGCCUUAAAUCAACAAACAUAUUAUCAGUUUAAAAUGUAUGCGGAACAACAGUAUCCUGGAAAUCCAGAGCAACAAGGUGUUUUAAUAAGGCAAUUACAGGAACAACAUUAUCAUCAAUAUAUGCAGCAAUUGCGUCAGAACCAAUCAGUUGUAGAAAGUCAGGCUUCAGAUGCAAACAAUACCACAACAGAAGAUCCUCAAAAGGAAGAGAAGAAUAAAGAGACUGAUGAAACAGCACCAUUAAAUGAAGAAGACUCAGAUGAACAGCAAGAAGAUUGGCCACAAAUAGCUCCUGCAGAAAUGUGGACCAUCAAAGGUGUUGAAGAAUUUAAGGAAACCAUCAGGAGGGAAGCUGGUGAUGCAGUUAUUAAAGUUGGACAUGGGGAGACAGUGACUGUUAGGGUACCGACACAUCAAGAUGGCUCGUGUCUGUUUUGGGAGUUUGCAACAGAUGGCUAUGAUAUUGGUUUUGGGGUAUAUUUUGAGUGGUCGAAGCCAGAAACAAGUCAGGUGUCAGUACAUAUUAGUGAGUCGGAGGAUGAAGAUGAAGAAGAUGAGGAUUAUGUCUUGAGGGAAGAUUUGGAGAGUGGUGUAACGAAUGGUAGUGUUCAGUCUGAUUAUAAACCAUCGUCACCACCUAUAAGUGUGAUAGUACCUGUAUAUAGGAGAGAUUCUCAAGAAGAAAUCUAUGCUGGAAGUCAUAGAUACCCAGGGCAGGGAGUGUAUCUUCUUAAAUUUGAUAAUUCAUAUUCACUCUGGCGAAGCAAGACGCUUUAUUAUAGGGUCUAUUACACUCAAAAUUGCUACGAAAAUUAGUUUUAUGGAAAG